Messenger RNA from Cydia splendana, 1177 nucleotides. RefSeq lists its product as uncharacterized. The transcript has 8 exons. The record is from RefSeq and is a predicted model, not a curated record. Lineage: Eukaryota; Metazoa; Arthropoda; Insecta; Lepidoptera; Tortricidae. The coding region runs from base 35 to 1159 and encodes 374 amino acids.
UACUAGAUCUAGGUUUAAACCAGUAGGCUAAGCUAUGUCCGAUCGUAUCAAAGUGGUUUUAGAUGUAGGGGGUCAAUGGACCCGCGCUGGUUUCGCUGGGGAGCCUUCCCCGAGGGCGGAGUACCCAUCAGUGGUUGGACGAUUUCGAAGAAGCGAACUGUUAGAUGGUUUCCCUGAUAUUUACUGUGGUCGUGAGGCUGUGCUCAAGAGAGGGAUAUCGCAUUUGUCCUGGCCAAUGCAAAAAGGACUCAUACAGGAUUGGGAUGAACUGGAGAAGUUACUGCACCACACGUUCUACAAGGAGCUGCUGGUGGCCCCUGAAGAGACGAAGGUCAUGUACGCGCUGCACCCGCUCACACCAGGCAAGGACAAAGAACAGAUGGCAGAGUUACUCUUCGAGACAUUUAUAGUGGAUGCCAUAUACCUGGCCCAGACUCCGGCGCUGGUCACGCUGGCGAGUGGGAGAACCACUGGUCUGGUCUGGGAGAAUGGCUACUCGUGCUGCUACGCCGCUCCUGUUUUUGAAGGGUUCCCUCUAAAGCAUUCGAUAGUGACUUCUCAGCUAACCGGCCAAGCAAUUACUGGGAUCUUGCUGGAUUUGAUGAAGAAGAUUGGCUACUCUUUCACUACACCUACGGAGAUAGAGCUCGCGGAGAAGAUUAAGGCAAGCACAUGCUACGUAGCGACAGAUCUAGAAUCAAUCCAGGCCUCCAGGAUGGCUGACGGCGACACCAAAGUUCGCUACCAGCUGCCAGACGGCCAGCACAUCAUUUUGGACGAGGAGAGGUUCAUAUGCCCCGAAGUCCUCUUCCGACCUUCGUUGCAGGGGCUGGAGUGCCCUAGUAUCGUUGAUGAUAUAUGUAAAACUAUCAGCCGGUGCGAUAUUGACUACCAGCCUAUGUUUUAUGAAAAUAUCGUGCUUUCUGGUGGCGGUAGCCAGCUCGCCGGCAUAGACAAGCGUAUAAAUCGGGAGCUUUUAUUGAGAGUCUUGGAACAGCCAAACUACAGGGUAACAGUAGACGCCAUAGAGUCCCGUCAGCACGCCACCUGGCGUGGCGGAUCGAUGUUGGCGUGCAUGGACGCCGUGAAGGGUUGUUAUUUGACUAAGGAAGAAUACGAGGACUCGGGCACUGGGAGGGUUAGGCAGAAGUUUUACUGAAUAAACUAUUAAACAUUG